Molecule: messenger RNA, 585 nt
Organism: Hevea brasiliensis (rubber tree)
Lineage: Eukaryota; Viridiplantae; Streptophyta; Magnoliopsida; Malpighiales; Euphorbiaceae
Product: NDR1/HIN1-like protein 1
Exons: 2
Coding region: 1-585 (194 amino acids)
Cellular component (GO): plasma membrane
Source: RefSeq, a predicted model, not a curated record
AUGGCUUCAUCCAGAGAACCACAGCACAAUAAGACGGUCACUGGUAACCCGGCCUUCCCGAACCACAUUGCCACCGGCUACCCAGCUGCUGCCGCUUCCACUACCACCACUAACGAUGCGUACGCCUAUUCAUUCCGCCAGCCACCAACAACAUCCUACGUCUACCGCCCUGUGGGAUCCACCUCCUAUAACUACCCCAUUAGGCCCACCCUUCUCCACCGUGUAUACUUUUCCUCCAUCGUCGCCUUAAAAAUUAUGGCCCUUUCUCUUCUUCACUGCUAUCUCGUCUUCAAACCCCGCCCCCCUGAGUUACGUGUCGACUCGGCCUUCGUUUCUCGGCUUAAUUUAACUCAAUCCGAGUUAACGGCCACUUGGAUUUUCGAUCUCGUCGUAAACAAUCCCAACCACGAGCUCGUUAUCAACUACGACCGCCUCCAGGCCUCGGUUUUAUAUGGUGACGGGUUAGGACUCGCCACGACUCAGUUGCCCCCGUUUUUUCAAGACAGUAACAAUGAGUCGACAAUUAAAUUCCAACUCGCCGGGGUCCUAUUUCUGGAGAAUAAGAGAGCAUAUGUUGCUGGUUGA